Messenger RNA from Penicillium canescens, 528 nucleotides. RefSeq lists its product as uncharacterized. NCBI's taxonomy places the organism in Eukaryota, Fungi, Ascomycota, Eurotiomycetes, Eurotiales, Aspergillaceae. The transcript is spliced from 2 exons. Bases 1 to 528 code for a protein of 175 amino acids. The record is from RefSeq and is a predicted model, not a curated record.
AUGAAAUAUGCUGCAGCAAAGAAUGAAACCGGUGAACUGAUCGUUCUCUGGGAUGGAGAUGAGAAGGACACCUCUCGCGUUCUGUGCUUCACGAACUUGAUCAGCGCCGACAAUAUCGCUAACAAUCCGGUGGAUGAUACUCGCAUGUUGUGGCCUCAAACUGCUGCCAUAUUUGCUACCAACCCUCGGCCGGAGAGCUCCAAGCGGUUCAUGAGCUGGUUUCUCGGUGACGAAUGUCAGCAACAGUUCACUGACAACGGUAGCUACCUCUCGCGGAAGGAUUUGAAGGGACAGACUGGAAGUGUGUGGGAUGAUCCUUACACCCCUCUUACAGAGUUUGCUACUUUCAAAGAAAACCGUGAACUUGUAGAGUGGUGGCUUCCUCAAUUCGAGACUCCUCUUUGUGUCGCUAAAGAUCCGAGUCCUGUUGACUCUUUCUAUGGAAAGAUGCACCUUAACGGCGACUUCAAAAGUGGUUUUAAGCCAUCGCAAGCUCUCAAGCUAUUGACUGUUCUGCAUUUCGUUUAA